CGCACGGCCGUGCUAGCGCGCUGUUCUCCAACAGAGACCACAUUACUUACUACACGCUAGAAGCACCUCCUCAAACCUCGGCUUUACUCGCAUCAAACGCCUGAUCCAUCGUGGAUUCCGAGGCGACGUCACAUCGCAUUUGGGGCACGUGAAUGUGAGAACAUUGGGACACUAUGGACAGACCUCUGUUGCAAGAUCAGCAUUGCGACACAAGCAGAAAGGUGCCUAAACAGAUACCGUUAAUCCGGUAUCUGGUCCCAUUUGUCGUAGCGACGUCAAUUGCACGAGGCGUUACAAUUGGUCCGCGGGUGGAAGUGUAUACAAAAGUUGCCUGCGAAAAGCAACAAGAGGACAGCAAUGCUUUGGCGUUCGCAAGCAUGAUAACGCCCUCCCAGGGCCCUAUUUCAACGUCCAUUGCUAGUCACCCAAUGGCAUCUAUCAGUUACUUCCAAGUGACACAGCAAUCUCAUCUGGAGCAAUCUCAGGACUGCAUUUCCGAUGCGGUAGUUCGCGCGAGGGCGGCAACGAUGCAAGCUGUGGCUCUGACAGCUGGUGGAAUUAUGAGCAUUUUAACGUCUGGUCUUUGGGGAAUUUAUGGAGAUGAACACGGACGAACUCGGGUCAUGACUACUUUGAUCAUUGGAUUCUGGAUAGGGGAUUUGAUGUUUGCUUUAGCGUCCAGCACUGGAUCCGGCGUGAGUCCGUUGAUAAAGAGUGUCCUAUUGGUGUCGGGGGCAGCGGUCGAGGGCCUAAUGGGCAGCUGGGCGACCUUUUUCGCUGUAAUGAACGCAUAUAUUUCGGAUUGUACAGAGCCAGAAAUCAGGGCGACAUUCUUCUCAAGGUUCCAAGGUCUUCACUUCGUUGGUAAUUCGUUGGGCCCAGCUAUCGGCUCUGUGGUCCUACGAGUUUUCAGGAUUCCAGGGCCCGCAAGGGUACCAACGAUUUUCUACCUCGCUUUGGCGACAAAUAUGAUCAAUCUCCUUUACGUACUCCUCAUACUUCCCGAAUCCGUCUCCAGUGAGGACCAAGAUUUCGCAAGGAAGCAGCGGGCGAAGGUGGAACGGCGGCAGGCUGUGACUAGUGAGAUAGCGGACACCUUAUUAAUACCCAAAAGAUUGUUCUGGAAGCUGAAACGUCAGUUGAGGGAGGUGCUUGCCCCUCUGGCAGUCCUUCUGCCAAGACGGAACGAUUAUUUGGACAUGAACGGAUCGGAAAGCUAUCCGAAUUUCGGCUCGAAGCCAUAUGCAUCAAUUUGGAGAUGGGACUUUGAUCUCACUUUUAUUGGGCUCGCUUUUUGGUGCAACUUCCUCAAUAUGGGCGUCUAUCCGAACAAGUAUUUGUAUGUUGAACAUAUCUUUAACUGGGAAACGGAAAAAAUCGGGUAUUAUGUCACUGUCUCAUCGGCUUUGCGCUCGUUAUGGCUUGUGGUUUUUUUGCCAACGAUCAUUCAGUUCUUAAAACCAGUACCGGGUCCACCCACUCAACCUGAACCUGUCUCCUCCCGAACAGGGGCAGCAGCCGUUGCCGCUCGUAGACGAAUAUACCUCCUCCCAACGAUCUACUUUGAUCUUCGAGUGGCAAAACUAUCUCUUCUAAUGGAUGUGAUGUCAUUCACACUCACCAGCAUCAUUUCUUCUGAAAUUUCAUUCAUCGUCACGUCUCUACUGAGCUGUUUUGGUGGCGGAAUGGCGCCCGCUACGCAGAGCGUGGCUCUCGCGUUGGUUGAUUAUGGAGUCCCCACCAAAUCACCCCCCUCGAAUGGCUCCAUACACGAUGAAUCCUCUUCGGAGACAGGUGAAUAUCAACAAAUCUCAGAAGAUCAAGAGGGACAAGAAAUACAGUGGGGCACGGAGGUGGUUGCUCCAGGUCAAUUUUUUGGCGCUAUUGGUGUCCUUCAGGCAUUGGGUCAGACAGUCCUUGGGCCGCUCAUCAUUGGUGAACUAUACGCUCUCACGGCCGGCUUCUUUCCGAGAAUGAUAUUUGUCGCGGGUGCCAUUUUACUUUCUUGUGCCUUCAUCUUCCUUAGUAUGGUGCGCCCGGCCAAAAUUCGGCCGCACGCUCUCGACGUCCCAGCCAAUCGAAGGCAGUGAUGACAUCACGGCUUGACACCAAUCCUCGAAUUCGUACGCGUACAUGCGCGUUACUCGCACAAUGUGUAGAAUCCGACCAGCAGAUAUAUAGUAACCACUCUGUAGGUGGAUAUGUAUCAGGUAACUGGGGUUGCCGAUAUGGGCUACAGAAAGAUGGCAGACUGGCAGUAAUCGAUAAAUCGAUAAAUAGUAGCGAAAUAAUCAUCUGUCUCUCCUUCCAGGCCAGCAGGAAAAUGAUUGUGCAUUAUUCCUUCAGCGAACCAUGGGUUAAGACAAAGUUGGAGUGCCUGACUUCCGCGUACAUCUCAGUCACUUCU
Molecule: messenger RNA, 2407 nt
Organism: Cantharellus anzutake
Lineage: Eukaryota; Fungi; Basidiomycota; Agaricomycetes; Cantharellales; Hydnaceae
Product: major facilitator superfamily domain-containing protein
Exons: 10
Coding region: 174-2090 (638 amino acids)
Biological process (GO): transmembrane transport
Cellular component (GO): membrane
Molecular function (GO): transmembrane transporter activity
Source: RefSeq, a predicted model, not a curated record